Messenger RNA from Colossoma macropomum (tambaqui), 3059 nucleotides. RefSeq names its product prolyl 4-hydroxylase, transmembrane (endoplasmic reticulum) (gene p4htm). The coding region runs from base 888 to 2360 and encodes 490 amino acids. Gene Ontology annotation, cellular component: endoplasmic reticulum. Lineage: Eukaryota; Metazoa; Chordata; Actinopteri; Characiformes; Serrasalmidae. The record is from RefSeq and is a predicted model, not a curated record. The transcript has 9 exons. Gene Ontology annotation, biological process: peptidyl-proline hydroxylation to 4-hydroxy-L-proline. Gene Ontology annotation, molecular function: iron ion binding; procollagen-proline 4-dioxygenase activity; L-ascorbic acid binding.
UUCACCCUGUUCUUCAAUGGUCAGGACCCCCACAGGACGACCACAGAACAGGUAUUGUAUGGGUGGUGGAUCAUUCUGAGUACUGCACAGACACACAUCAGUGCGUGGGCGUGCUGGGGGCUUUUCCUUCAUGUAAUAAAUUCCUGUAAACUCAAAGUCUUGGCCCGUGCAGUGUGCUUGCCGGUCGAUGAGCGCGGCCGCCAGCAGAGGGCGCCCGCAUCCUCAGGUCAGCCUGCUGUCAGCGGGAGCGAGAUGCCGCAGUUGUCAGGGCAAUGGCGUCUUAUCUCCUGCGAAGUGCUCUCUGCGGCACUGGGAGAUGUUGCUGUGAGCGAGUGAAAGAGCUAAACAGUUGAGCAGAUUCAUAAAACUGCUUUACAGCGAAACGUUUUAAAGGACGAAUUUUAACAAUGUCAUCAAGCGAUGCAGCUGUCCGGAUUUCUGGAUGUUCUCAGUUAUGAGCACUGAAAAUUACGCCGCACCGUAAAUGAGAAUGUAAAUGUUGACGCCUGUGAACGCGCUGUGAGUACAGAGCUUUUUUGCUUAGGUUAGCAAGCUAGCUUGUGAGAAACUGUACGCAAGUGUUCCUAAAGCCGAGAGUACUCCUGUAAAUCUACGGACAGUUUAAACGAAUGUGACUUGGUAUCGAACUUUGGUUAAUAUCUUUUUAUUUAUUUGACUUGUCUUUCAUUAGCUCUAGUAGGUUAGCUGAGCAGCUAGCUGUGUGACGUAUGUAUGUUUUCAUGCGUGAACUUUCAGCAGCUGCAGCCACCAGCUGUGGCGGAGAGAGAGCCUCUGAUACAGACCUGCUCCGCGCAGGAUCCGCUCGUGUAGCUGAACUAAACAACAACUAAAUGUGACUAAAUGUAUCUCCGCCGAUAAGCAGAAAAAUGAUGGAACCUCAGGAAAAUACAAACGAUGACUCCGCACCAUCACCAGCUCCGCCGCCGUUACCCCGAGAGAGAAUCCCGGUGCAGAAAAGCAGUGUGUGUUCACGGUCCUACUUUAUGGUCGUCAUGGUCUUCUUCCACGUGUACGUCCUCAAUGUUAUUGCACUGCUGCUGUACGUGCAUUACAACAGCGGGUCGGAGGCGGGCAGCUCCAGCAGAGACUUCAGCAGCAGGAGCAGCGGCCACAAAGUAGCAGAACCACUGGAUCCGCAGCCUGCUGACCCUGGAUUUACACGAAGAAUGCACCUUCCUCGGAUUGAAGGAAUACGGGUGGGCCAUGUCCAAAAAGUUUCUCUGGUGCCAGGAAAGAUGCAUGAGAUGAAGACCCUCAGUCUAAAGCCCCUGCUCUUUGAAAUCCCUCAUUUCCUCUCAGAGGAGGAGUGUGCUGUGGUGGUGCGUCUGGCUCAGCUGAAGGGCCUGAUGGAGAGUCAGGUAAUGGUGCCUGAGGGACAGGAGGAGCUAAACCAGCAACUCAACCUCAGCCCUGAAGAAAUCUUCCAUUUGCUUGACCUCAACCAGGAUGGCCAGCUGCAGCCACAUGAGAUUUUGACACAUUCUCGAGUGAGAGAUGGAAUCUGGUUGACUCCUGAGAAUCUUAGGGAGAUCUAUGCUGGCCUCAAAGCUGACCAUGAUGGGAAUGGCCUGUUAAGUUUGGAGGAAUUUGGGCAGCUGAGCAAUGAUGCAUUCCAGCGUUUUCUUCUUCAGCGUGGUGUAAAGAGGAGCCAGUUGGUGAGGAACAGCAGGCACACAUGGCUGUAUCAGGGACAAGGAGCACACCAGGUCCUUAGAGACCUCCGCAACAGAGUCAUACGUUUAACAAGGCUCCCACCUUCUUUGGUGGAGUUGAGUGAGCCUCUUCAAGUAGUGCGCUACGAGCAAGGCGGUCAUUACCAUGCUCAUCAUGACAGUGGACCGGUCUACCCUGAGACAACCUGUACACACACUCGGCUUGCUGCCAACACCACCUCACCCUUCCAAACGUCCUGCAGGUAUAUCACUGUACUGUUCUACCUGAAUAAUGUAGAGGAAGGAGGUGAAACCACUUUUCCUGUGGCAGACAACAGGACCUAUGAGGAAGUGUCACUUAUACAAAAUGAUGUGGAUCUGUUGGACACUAGGAAGCACUGUGAUAAAGGCAACCUAAGAGUAAAGCCCAUCAAGGGGACAGCAGUGUUUUGGUACAACUACCUCUCUGAUGGCAGAGGCUGGGUGGGUGAACAAGAUGAGUACUCCCUACAUGGAGGCUGUGUGGUUACUCGAGGAACAAAAUGGGUGGCCAACAAUUGGAUCAACGUAGACCCCGACUAUCAUCGACAGACCCGCUAUCAGCAGCUCGUCUCUCAGCAGGAGACUCAGGAGCAGCAACUAGAGACAAACCCAGAGCAGAAUACAGACACACACCAAGACCUGUAAAUACACACACACAUAGAAAAACACAGUGUUAGAACAUGAACACGCACAUACACACUCAGGCACAAACCAUAACCUGCAAACACAUGCAUGUUUAUUGGCACACAGAAACACACUACACACUUAAUUACAUGUACACCAGAGGUGUUCAAAUCCAGUCAUUUCAGCUUCAUGGUGAUUCUCCUGAAAAGGCUUACCUUAUUCAACUCAUUUGGUAAUUGCCAGGUUUAGUUGAUGUGCUAGAGCAGUCAAAUCACCAAACCUGGCUGGAUACUGGACAUACAUAUGCACUCAAACACAUUCUGUCUGUUUCUGUACUCGUUUUAAAAUGCGCCUGUUAAACUUGGACUCAUCAUUUCCCCUCUGAGAAAUACUCAAUGCCAUGUUAAGAUCCAUUCCAUUACCUUAUUAAUUCAAGUGAAGUUAGCUAGGUCUGCCCUUCAAGAGGCGAGUGAACAUAAGUGUCACUUUAGCUGGAGAACUUGCCCUGGGCUAUGAUGCAAUUACUUUUUCAAAGAACAAAGCUUUUUAUAAGCCAUAGCAAUAAAAUAUGAAAUCAUUCACAGUUAAAAACUAUAAAAUUCAAUUUGCAGUGCUCUCUUUUUAUGUUCAGACAGCUCCCUCUGUUAUAUGACUGCCAGUCUGCUGACUUGUUUGUUAGCAAGCUAAAGGCUACACAGCUAGCAAGAACGAAAAGAAAAG